This is a messenger RNA of Polistes dominula (European paper wasp), 956 nucleotides long. RefSeq lists its product as uncharacterized. The record is from RefSeq and is a predicted model, not a curated record. NCBI's taxonomy places the organism in Eukaryota, Metazoa, Arthropoda, Insecta, Hymenoptera, Vespidae. Gene Ontology annotation, biological process: intracellular signal transduction; proteasome-mediated ubiquitin-dependent protein catabolic process. Gene Ontology annotation, molecular function: protein binding. Gene Ontology annotation, cellular component: SCF ubiquitin ligase complex.
CCUUCCUUUCUUCUAUCCCUACCCUUCCCUUCCUUGCCCUUUUUUCCUUACUGUGUUAGAUAUUUGAAAAUUUCGUUUCGUUCGAAGUACCCGUGAAAUCAUAAACAAAAGUGUUUAAACAAAGUAAUCGACAAUAAUAAUUUCAUAUAUAAAUGUUGAAAAAUUAAAAUAUAUUUAAAUACAUAUACAUAUAAAUAUAUCUAUCUAUAUAUAAAAUAUUAUAUAUAAAAUGAUUGACCAUUGGUGGUAUCGGUAGUUCGUGAUUCUUUUCGGUAGGCAUGACGUCCCCGUGACAUGUUAGCCCGUGACCUUGAGUGGCGCAAUUACAACAUCUUCCGUGGAGAAGUUCGACUCCCGGUGCGCGGCUCGAGUGAAGAAAACAGCCGUUCGUUUAUCGAUACUUAUCAAAUUUAUUAUCACCAUCACCACUAUCAUCACUAUCAUCAUCACUAUCAUCACCCUCAUCAUCAACAAUAUAAUCAUCAUAAUAACCAAGAACGACAAUUGUCAAGCAAUCGUCAAAUCGCAUAUCGUUUUUUGCCAUUGUUGCAAUUGAAACCGAACUUUGUUGUAUCGUAUGUACUAUGUUGGAGAUUACCUGUUAACGGGAUUUAUCAAAUUGAUUUUUUACUGCAUCAUCAACAUCAUCAGCAUCAUUACCAUUAUCAUCAUCAUCAUCACCAUCAUCAUCAGCAUCGACAACAGCAACAGUAUCAGCAAAAGCACCAACAGUGUCACCAAUACCAACAACGUUAUCAACAACAAUUAUUAUCACGAGAAAGUGAAUUUCUUCGUUACAAUCGACAACGUUGUCGUCGUUAUUUCGAAGGUACCAACACCACCAGGACUACGACACCACGUAUACGAGCUAAUUCAUCGGCGUUACAGCAUCUUCAAGGAUAUCGACUAUCUCUUCGUUACAACGCUAAUUCUGAUCGUCUUGGAAUGGAAAAAAG